Nicotiana attenuata is the source of this 1771-nucleotide messenger RNA. RefSeq names its product serine carboxypeptidase-like. The transcript has 8 exons. Gene Ontology annotation, cellular component: vacuole. Bases 111 to 1622 code for a protein of 503 amino acids. Gene Ontology annotation, biological process: proteolysis. NCBI's taxonomy places the organism in Eukaryota, Viridiplantae, Streptophyta, Magnoliopsida, Solanales, Solanaceae. The record is from RefSeq and is a predicted model, not a curated record. Gene Ontology annotation, molecular function: serine-type carboxypeptidase activity.
CUCACAUUAUAACGCACACCUACUAGUACUAGGAAUGCUCAUUUCACACUCAUCUUCCCCUUAUAAAUCUCAACUGCAUACAAAGACAUUCAAAAACCCGAAUCCUGAGAAUGCCUUCAUCUUCCUCUCUUCUCUUUCUAACUCUGUUUCUUGCUUCCAUUUCCUUAUCUUUCUCAUCAACUUUAAAUUCUAAUGAUGAUGAUGAUGAUUUUUUCCUAUCUUCUACUCCCAAAUUCCCAUUAACAAUGGCAGAAAAGCUAAUCAGACAGCUUAAUUUAUUCCCUAAACAUGAUAUUAACAAGGCUGCAGCAACACGGGAUUCUGAACAGACGCUUUUUGAGAAGAAAUUGAAUUUAUCUUAUGUUGGUAAUUCUGGGUCUACAGUUCAAGACUUGGGUCAUCACGCUGGUUAUUAUCGUCUUCCACAUACUAAAGAUGCAAGGAUGUUUUACUUUUUCUUUGAAUCGAGGAGCAGGAAGAAUGAUCCAGUAGUUAUAUGGCUUACAGGAGGGCCAGGUUGUAGCAGUGAAUUGGCUGUGUUUUACGAAAACGGACCAUUCAAAAUUGCAGAUAACAUGUCUCUUGUCUGGAAUGAUUUCGGCUGGGACAAGGUCUCAAACCUUAUAUACGUCGAUCAGCCAACUGGAACUGGUUUCAGUUAUAGUUCAAACGAUGAUGAUAUUCGUCACGAUGAAAGGGGCGUAAGCAAUGAUCUCUAUGACUUCUUGCAGGCCUUCUUCAAGGCACAUCCACAGUAUGCAAAAAAUGAUUUCUAUAUUACUGGAGAAUCAUAUGCUGGGCAUUACAUUCCUGCAUUUGCUUCUCGGGUUCACCAAGGAAACAAAAAUAAAGAAGGAAUCUACGUAAAUCUCAAGGGAUUUGCUAUUGGUAAUGGACUCACUGAUCCAGAAAUUCAAUACAAAGCCUACACUGACUAUGCUCUGGAUAUGAAAUUGAUAAAGAAAUCUGAUUACAAUGCCAUAGAGAAAUCAUAUCCAAAAUGUCAGCUGGCAAUUAAGCUUUGUGGAAAAGAUGGCGGAACUGCUUGCAUGGCUGCAUAUCUUGUUUGUACAAGCAUCUUCAACAAGAUUAUGGACAUUGCUGGUGACAAAAAUUACUAUGAUGUGCGGAAGAAAUGUGAGGGCGAUCUCUGCUAUGACUUCUCCAAAAUGGAAACUUUCCUAAAUGAUCAACAAGUUCGAAAGGCCCUUGGUGUUGGGGAUAUUGAAUUUGUUUCAUGUAGCUCUGAGGUUUACCAGGCAAUGCAGUUGGACUGGAUGAGGAAUCUUGAAUUGGGAAUUCCUUCACUUCUUGAGGAUGGUAUCAAGCUACUUGUGUAUGCUGGGGAAUAUGACCUUAUCUGCAAUUGGCUUGGGAAUUCGAGAUGGGUGCAUGCAAUGAAAUGGUCAGGGCAAAAAGCCUUUGGAAAAGCCACACAAGUUUCUUUUGCAGUAGAUGGUGUAGAGAAAGGUGUUCAAAAGAACUAUGGACCUUUAACUUUCCUUAAGGUCCAUGAUGCUGGUCACAUGGUUCCAAUGGAUCAACCUAAGGCAGCACUAGAAAUGCUUCAGAGGUGGAUGCAAGAUAAAUUGUCUAAACAAGGUCAUCUUGCUCCUAUGUGAAAGACGACCUACAUACAUUACUGAGACAGAAAUUUCCAGUUAUAUAUAUAUUCCAAGAAAAUUAUACUAACCAUGUAAAUACAUUUCACAAUAUUUGUGUUUAAAAUCUAUCAUUGAAUUGAUUUUCUUUGAGGAGAAGGACUUAUUAA